Messenger RNA from Pyrus x bretschneideri (Chinese white pear), 2642 nucleotides. Its product is annotated as probable alkaline/neutral invertase F. Gene Ontology annotation, biological process: sucrose catabolic process. Gene Ontology annotation, molecular function: endo-alpha-N-acetylgalactosaminidase activity; sucrose alpha-glucosidase activity. The record is from RefSeq and is a predicted model, not a curated record. The transcript is spliced from 4 exons. The coding region runs from base 339 to 2321 and encodes 660 amino acids. Lineage: Eukaryota; Viridiplantae; Streptophyta; Magnoliopsida; Rosales; Rosaceae.
UUGUGCCUUAUGCGGUGUCGUUUCCAGAUGAUGAGCACUUCCCUUCCCGCGCAGACGAACGGUCAUUGACAUUGAUUUCCGGAAACGCCCCCAAAGAAAUGAAGAUAUUCCCAACGCCGCCCAAACGAAAUUCGUCAGACUCGUUGCUUCAAUUCCGUUUCUAACCGCCAAAACGAACCAUGCUUUCCCGUCCUCCCUGACUCGGACUCCCCCACCCAGAAUCGCGCCCCUUUAUAUACCUCUCUCUCUCUCUAACUUCUGUACGGACACACACUCUUUCUCUCUCUACCUCAAGAUUUUACAGCUCUGUAUCGAUUUUUUCCUCUUUCUCGUAGGAAAUGGGGAAAACGCUCAAUGAUCUCCUCACCGAAACAAAAGAAGCGGAGGCUCCUCCGCCUCCGGUGCCGGCGACGGUCGAGAAAUCUUCCGAUGAUGUCAUCUCGCCGGAAAGGAUUUCAUGCUCUCCGAACGAUGAAGAAGAGCCUGAGACAAAGCCGUCGGAGAAAGAUUCCAAUUCUUUAACCAAUGAAGGCUCGACAUCGAGUCUGAAAUCGACAGAAGCUUUGGAUUACGAUCAGAUUCACCAAAUGAUUGCGAAUUGGAAUGCUGAGUCAAAAAAGUCGGCAGAAGAAAGUGCAAUAACCUCUGAUUCGAGUCCGACGGAGAAGUCAAGCUCGGAGACGUUUACGGAAUCUUUGGAUGCUGGCGAGAUGCCAAAACGGAAGGAAGAGUGCGAGAGACCGCCAGCGAAGAAGACAACGAACUUCCAGCGAAAUGAUGACGUUCCAGUGAGUGUGAGCGCGGCGAAGCCAGGGGUACUGUUGCCGUCUCCAAGUGUGGGAGCGAGCCUUAUUGAGAACUUGGAUCCUUGGAAGGAAGGUUCGCCAAAGACGAAAUCGGCAGGGAGUCCAGGGAUGGUGGAGGAGGCUUGGGAGAGACUCAAGAAGUCGUACGUCUACUUCAAAGGCAAGCCAGUGGGCACUCUUGCAGCUAUGGAUCCAACGGCUGAGACUUUGAAUUACAAUCAGGUGUUUGUGAGAGAUUUUGUUCCUAGUGGUUUGGCCUGCCUGAUGAAAAAAGAACCAGAUCAACGAGAUGUUGUAAAGAAUUUUCUCCUCAAGACCCUCCACCUCCAAAGCUGGGAAAAAAGGAUUGAUAAUUUUACGCUUGGAGAAGGCGUUCUGCCAGCAAGUUUUAAGGUUCUCUUUGAUCAACAUCGUAAGAAUGAAACUUUAGUUGCAGAUUUUGGUGGCAGCGCAAUUGGAAGAGUUGCGCCUAUUGAUUCUGGGUUCUGGUGGAUCAUUUUGCUGAGAUCAUACACCAAAUGCACUCGUGAUCACUCACUGGCAGAGCUUCCUGAGGUGCAGACGGGAAUAAAGUUAAUUCUCAAUCUUUGCCUGUCAGAUGGGUUUGACACAUUCCCGACACUUCUCUGUGCAGAUGGCUGUAGUAUGAUCGACAGGAGGAUGGGGAUGUAUGGUUAUCCAAUUGAGAUUCAAGCACUCUUCUACUUUGCAUUGAGGUGUGCGCGGCAGCUGUUGAAUCCAGAACGUGGUGGCAAGGAGUUCCUUGAGCGGAUAGAUAAGCGCAUCUCAGCUCUCAGCUUUCACAUCCAGACGUAUUACUGGCUUGAUUUUACACAGCUAAACAAUGUGUACCGCUACAAAACUGAGGAGUAUUCCCAUACUGCCGUCAAUAAGUUUAAUGUCAUUCCAGAGUCUAUCCCUGACUGGGUUUUUGAUUUUAUGCCCUUGCGAGGAGGAUAUCUGAUCGGCAAUGUUAGCCCAGCUAGGAUGGACUUCAGGUGGUUUUUAGUUGGGAAUUGUAUUGCCAUCCUCAGCUCUCUGGUAACACCUGUGCAAGCUACAGCGAUUAUGGACUUGAUUGAGGAGCGAUGGGAGGACUUGAUUGGGGAGAUGCCUCUGAAAAUUAUUUACCCUGCAUUGGAGGGACAUGAGUGGAGAAUUGUCACGGGAUUUGAUCCGAAAAAUACACGAUGGAGUUACCACAAUGGUGGUUCUUGGCCAACGCUGCUGUGGCUGCUUACCGCAGCUUGCAUCAAGACCGGGAGGCCUCAGAUGGCGAAGAAAGCAAUAGAGCUGGUGGAGCAGCGACUCUCGAAAGACGGGUGGCCCGAGUACUAUGACGGCAAGACAGGGAGGUACAUUGGGAAGCAAGCAAGAAAGUACCAGACUUGGAGCAUCUCCGGAUACCUGGUUGCUAAGUUGAUGAUCGAGAAUCCGGCCAAUCUUGCACUCAUCUCUCUUGAAGAGGACAAGAAGAUAGCCAAGCCAAGGCUUACCCGCUCUGCUUCUUUCUGAAUAAGAAGACCACAGUGAAGUGGCACAUGAUUACAUGGAGGUACAUAACGGGUGGUUAAACUGAUCGAGUUACCAUUCUACUUUUGAUUGAAUUGGACAUCAUGGAAGUGGUUUCUGAGAUUCUGUUGUGCCAUGAAUUGGCUAUGAACCUAUCAAAGUGGUUCAUCCAUUUUUUGGCUUCAUUUCUUUAUGGUUUCAUAGCCUUGCCCUUUUGAUUUGUGUUUUUAGUGAUCGGGAAUGUUGGGUUAAUCAUUUUAGUGGUCUUUGAAUUUGUACCCGUGUUUCACUUUAGUCGUUGAAUUUAGUUUUUAAAUAUCAUGA